Notolabrus celidotus (New Zealand spotty) is the source of this 2332-nucleotide messenger RNA. RefSeq names its product golgin subfamily A member 6-like protein 22. The transcript is spliced from 2 exons. NCBI's taxonomy places the organism in Eukaryota, Metazoa, Chordata, Actinopteri, Labriformes, Labridae. The record is from RefSeq and is a predicted model, not a curated record. The coding region runs from base 222 to 2183 and encodes 653 amino acids.
UUCUCUUUGAUGAAAUUACCAUGGCAACACAGAAACUGAAUGUGAUGAAAGAUCACUGGCAAUUUUUUUUUUGACUAUGACAUCACAAAGUAGUUUAGAGUGUUGAGUCAGGGUAGGCUGUAAACCACAAAAGCCAACAAGCAGCUCACAGAUCCAGACCUGAGACACAACCGUGUGGAAAAAGACUUUGCGAAUCGCUUUUAAUUCUUUUAAACCUAACAAUGUCAUCAGCAUUAGCAACGACUUUUUCAAAAAUGUGGACUAAACUAACAGCACCAAAGCUCAAGAGCUGUUUAAAGAGCCCAUGGAAAGAUUCUGAGGGAAUCCCAAAGAAGAAAGUGAAAUUUAAUUCGAUGGUCGAAAUAUGUUACUUUACAAGAAAGGAGAAGGAGUCCGUACCAGAAGUUGGGGGCUCUAAUCAGCUCCAGUACCCGACUACAACUGAGCGAAACCUCCUCCCAUCUGCCCGAGUUAUGAUGAAAGAGGAGGAAUAUGAUAAACAGCGCAAGGUGAAGAAGCAGCCUGUUGAGACUAAUAGAAGGAAGAGGCCGCUCUGGGAGCAGAGAUGGAGAAAACAGACUAAAGAUUACAUCAGGAUAUCUGAGGCAGAGCUCGAAGAACUGAAUAACACCCCGAUACAUUCAGUUCCACUUUCAUUGAGACAUUUAAAAAAAGAUGACAUAAUAAUUCAAGAUCUAAAGAACCAGCUGAAUGAAGCAGGUAACCACCACCUGCGUCAUGCCUCCAUAUCCCUGGACCUUGUGGACACCUUGUCGGAAGAUGAGGAUGAGUUGAAGACAUUAGAGGCUCAGUUGGAGGAAAGUGCCUCCAAACUUAGAGCUCAGGAGGACAAUAGUCAGGCGCUGCAGAAGGAGGUGGAGGACCUCAGAGAACAGCUUCAAAGGAGGGAACCAAUCAGUCCCACUACAGAGACAGUCAAACCAAGACAUGAGAUAGUUGAGGAAGACCCUGAGACGAUCCAAGAAGAACAUCCAGUGGACAAGGAGGAAAAACAGACAAAGCUCAAGAGCUAUGUAAAGCACCCAUUGAAAGAUUCUGGGGAAAUCCUAAAGAACGGAGGGCAAUUUAAUUCUGUGGUCAGUGUAUGUUCCUUUACUAGUAAGGAGGAGUACGUGACUGCAACUGAGGGAAACCUCCUCCCAUCUGCCCGAGUUAUGAUGGAAGAGGAUGAAUACCAUAAACAGCGCAAGGUGAAGAAGCAGCGCAAGGUGAAGAAGCUGCGCAAGGUUAAGACUAAUAGAAGGGAGAGCCAACCCUGGGAGCAGAAAUGGCGAAAACAGACUGAAGAAUACAUCAGGAGAUAUGAUGCUGAACUCGAUGUACUGAAUAGGAUCCUGAUAUUUUCGGCUAGAGAUACAAAAGGACGUGGCUUAAAGAUUAAAAAUCUAAAGAAGAAGAUGUAUGAUGGAAUGUACCUGCACCUGGUUCAUUGCUCCAGAUCCUUGAAUCUCGUGGACACCAUCAAAGUCCAACAUGAGCAGAAGUGGAAGACAUUAGAGGCUCAGUUGGAGGAAAGUGCCUCCAAACUUAGAGCUCAGGAGGACAUUAGUCAGGCGCUGCAGAAGGAGGUGGAGGACCUCAGAGAACAGCUUCAAACGAGGGAACCAAUCAGUCCCACUACAGAGACAGUCAAACCAAGACAUGAGAUGGUUGAAGAAGACCCUGAGACGAUCCAAGAAGAACAUCCAGUGGACAAGGAGGAAAAACAGACAGUCCAGGAAGAACAACAGACUGUCCAGGAGGAACCUCAGAUGGUCCAGGAAGAACAACAGACUGUCCAGGAGGAACCUCAGAUGGUCCAGGAAGAACAACUUGAGCAUAAGUUGAAGACAUUAGAGGCUCAGUUGGAGGAAAGGGCCUCCAAACUUAGAGCUCUGAAGGACAUUAGUCAGGCGCUGCAGAAUGAGGUGAAGGAGGUCAGAGAACAGCUUCGAAGGAGGGAACCAAUCAGUCCCACUACAGAGACAGUCAAACCAAGACAUGAGAUGGUUGAAGAAGACCCUGAGACGAUCCAAGAAGAACAUCCAGUGGACAAGGAGGAACACGAGGAGAAUAUCUCUCUCUGGAGGAGGUUCAAAAAAUUUCUCACUCCAAAACACAAACGUUUAUAUAAGUCCAAACGCAUGAAGAAAGAGAAGGAAGAGGCCAGUGUUUCCAUGUGAAGAAUCUUGUAGUUUCUGACUGCCAGGACUUCACUUGUUGACACGUCUGGGUUUUCCCCGGGUACUCCGGUUAGCCCACACAGUAAAAGUUUGAUUUUUUUUUGUAUCUUUACCGAUUGAAAAAAAUAAAAUGAUUGGAAAAAAAAAAA